CGCCCUGCGGGCGGGCAGGGCAGCAGCAGCGGCCGGACCAUGGCUUGAAGCAGCAGCGCUCCGCUCUUUUUCCUAUUUAUUUACCCUGAAAAGCGGCGGCGACGAACGGAGUGUCAAGGAUGAGAUCCAUCAGGACGAGAACUUUAUUGAUAGCUGGAGCUCUGUGUGUGCUUGUCCUACAUCUCUGUAAAGACUUCAUCGAUCACAAAACCAUAAAUCUACACGCACAUUUGGAAAAUGACAGUGGCCAACGAAUCAGCCAUCCCAUCAAAGAAAACCCUUUCGUGUACUCCUGGCCGACAUGUCAACAGAAUCUGUCUGCCGCCAACAUCACGGGCUUCAGCACCCUCCCUGAGGCCAUGAGGGAUUUUCUCUAUUAUCAGCACUGUCGCCAUUUCCCCCUGCUGCUGGAUCUUCCCAACAAAUGUGGAGGAGCCGACAGAUCUGGAGAAAUCUUUCUUCUGCUGGUCAUCAAAAGCUCCCCCGGGAACUAUGAACGCCGUGAGGUGCUGCGCAAAACGUGGGCGAAGGAGCGGUUGCACAACGGUGCGUGGAUUCGGAGGGUCUUCAUCACGGGAGUGUCGGGUGUUGGUUUCGAGAAGCAGAGACUGAAAAAGCUGCUGCAGCUCGAACAGCGAGAGCACAAUGACAUCCUGCAGUGGGACUUCAGUGACACCUUUUACAACCUGACCCUGAAGCAGAUCGUCUUCUUGGAAUGGAUGGAAAGGAACUGUCCGAACGCUCGCUUCCAUCUGAAUGGCGACGACGACGUCUUCGCCAACACUGACAACAUGGUCGAGUAUCUCCAAGGCUUACACGACAAUGAUGGGAGCAAGCAUUUGUUUACCGGGCAUCUGAUUCAAAAUGUGGGGCCCAUCCGCUCUCCAGGGAGUAAAUAUUUCAUCCCCGUUCAGGUUCAGGAGUCAAACCAGUACCCCCCUUACUGUGGUGGAGGGGGCUUCUUACUGUCUGGCUACACAGCCUUGGUCAUAUACAAUAUGUCUAAGACCAUUCCCAUUCUUCCGAUCGAUGAUGUUUACAUGGGGAUGUGUCUCGCCAAAGCAGGGCUGAGUCCUGCCUCGCAUAUGGGCGUGAAGACAGCAGGACUGUACAUUCCUUCCCGCGGACUGGACGGAUACGAUCCCUGCUAUUACAGAGAGAUGCUGUUGGUACACAGAUUCCUUCCAGUUCAGAUGUAUCUGAUGUGGCACAGAACACACGAGCCAAAUCUAAAAUGUAAUCCAAGAAAAACCUUUGGUAUCACUACACAGCCCAGCAGGCUAUAGCGAAGCCUGUGAAAUGUCUCGUUUUCUAUUUGUGUGGGCAGUGCAUGCUGGGAGUGACUUGAUUUCUACUUUGGUUUACUGUUUCAAAUGUUUGAGGCAAACCCUUGCUUCACAUCAGACUUUAAUGUCCGCAACAUCUGAGAACAGAUAUCUGACGAUGGUAAAUCAUUGACUUUGUUAUUUUAUGGGAGGUGCGUGGGACACAUUUCAGCUCCCCUGAUGAAUGUAUGCUCAGUUUGUUUCUCUGUUCUUGUGAACUUCUUGUUUACUUGCUGAUUGACCGGUCCUGAUUCCUCUUUCUCCCAUGCUGAAGGUUUCCAUCCCAGUUUGUCUCAUGUUGCUGUGCCUUGCUAAUAGACCAAGUUCAUCUCUGCCUUAAAUUUAGUGCCAUCAAGUGGCGGGGUUACAGAUUGCAUCCAAUUCAAUCCUUAAGACCCUGAAAUGAACCAAAAACUUGCAAAAGUUGUUUUAAUUCAAGGUGCAUUAUAGCAUGCUUUCUGGGAGAAGGCCUGGCUCCUCUGUUAAUAUGAAGAGCUUCAUCCAGGGGUUGAUGAGAGGGGAGAGCUUGAGCCUUCCUCGAAGGGCUCACUCUCAUGCUGCUCAAGUAGUAAUAUUACAUUAAAGGAUCACUUAUUUUAUUGUCUGAUGUUUUACAUCAGACAAUAUUCUUAUUUUAAGACUCGGUCUGGAUGCCUCUGGAGGUACAUGAGAUUUUUCCGUGGCCCCUGCAACUCAGACAAGUUCACAUUUUGUUUUCUUUAACUAUGUCACUCAGCAAAGAAAAGCUUCAAAGGAAGCUUAUCUCAUCAGUCUUCGUGGCUGUUAUGACACUUAAAUGAGAUAAUUCAGUUGUAUGACCCCUACAAUAUCCCUUCUGCUUUCAUAAUUCCAAACCACACCUCUCGGAUAGAGAUAGAUCCAAGAAGAUACAUUCAGUUCCGUUUGAUUUUUAAAGUCAUUUGCUUUUACUGCCAAUGAUUCAGGUUUACCUGUGUGUCACGUGGUGAAAAAUUAACAAACAACACAGCAAUGAAGAAAGUGCAAAAUCAUAGCAGUUGCUAAAGGUAACUAAAACUGUAUAAUUAACCAAAGCUACUUAAAUGUCUGUAAAUUGCUGAUUUUUCAAAAACUUCUAAAAUAGCUAACACCACUUAAAAGGUAAAACUGCUAAAGAUGACUCUAAAUGUUUAUACUUCUAAAAACAUACCAAAUAGGACAAACAGCUAGAACUGCUGAAAUGGUUCAAUAGUUUAACAGUCAAAUUGUAAUUUAUUUUUGACAGUUCUUAUAUUGCUUAAUUCAGCAUAAGGUACAGUUAUGGUGAAAAUAGUGUUUGUAUAUCUCCAUUUUGUAAGCUGCGUUGCUUUCAUUUCAACGAUUAAACAUAUUGCAGGUCCAGACAGAUUGUGUUUGAUGGAAAGUUUGUGUGUGUGUGUGUGUGUGUGUGUGUGUGUGUGUGUGUGUGUGUGUGUGUGUGUGUGUGUGUGUGUGUGUGUGUGUCUGUGUGUGUGUGUGUGGGCGGGAGAUGUUAACAGAAGCACAACAACUCAUGGUUUCAGAGUGACUGGUACAAAUGAUCCAAAAUUAAUACUCAAUUUCUUUUUCUGGCCACGCCGUAGAGAAGCAGUGGAUUUACUUUAUUUGUUGCCACAAACGAGUGCGUUAGUUGUGAAAGUAAAUCUUGCUGAACUGGAUGUUUUUGAUUCUCGAAUGAAGCAAGAUUAAUGACUGGAUAACAAUAAUAAACUGAUACAAAACAGCUGACAGAGGCGACCUUUAUAUAAACUCCUCUAUUAAAAGUGAGCUUACGUUGACGUGGAGCCAAUCCGCCACAGCUACUGUUACAACUGAUAACAAGAACAUGUUAUUGCUACUAACAGCCUGACAUAUUUCAUGUUGCCGGAGGAAUGGUUUCGAUGGGGAUUAGUUUCUCCAGUGAACGGCUUCGACAAAUAUCAGUGCCAGCAGUGGAAUCCAUGCAAGACGCCUGAAACAAGCUCCCAAAAAACAAAAUGAUGAUUAUACCAACCUUUCAUUUAACCUAUGGACAGAUGUUUGUAAGAAAAAAAAAAUGCCAUAAAAGUGUAACUAAAUUGAAGUUGUGUUGGUCCUUCUUGGAUAUGACAAGGCAGGGUGUGAAGAUGUUAACAGAAUGACAUUUUGAUGCAAAUCUAAGAUCUCUUCAUUAAAGGUGCAUUAAGGAGUUUGCACAUUUUAUGCGAAACAGCACCCCCUGCAGGCCUUGGGCGUAAUGCAGCUUCGUGAAAAACUCGUCCCUGUGACUUGCGUGCACGGA
Molecule: messenger RNA, 3582 nt
Organism: Salarias fasciatus (jewelled blenny)
Lineage: Eukaryota; Metazoa; Chordata; Actinopteri; Blenniiformes; Blenniidae
Product: N-acetyllactosaminide beta-1,3-N-acetylglucosaminyltransferase 3
Exons: 2
Coding region: 120-1286 (388 amino acids)
Biological process (GO): protein O-linked glycosylation; poly-N-acetyllactosamine biosynthetic process
Cellular component (GO): Golgi membrane
Molecular function (GO): hexosyltransferase activity; UDP-glycosyltransferase activity
Source: RefSeq, a predicted model, not a curated record